AUGUCUGACUCCGAGAAACUUCUAGAUUCUGACCAUGAAUCUUUGCCUGGUCCUAGUGUACAUUCGUUGCCUGAUGGUAGUUCUACACAUCAUACUGGUAAUAACGACUUGGUGGAUACAUUCUCGCUGUUUAAAACCUAUCUUGACGGGAAGAUCGCUACUCUUCACAAAGACUUGGCCGUUGGCAAUGAGAACUUUGCUACCAAACUCAAGCAAGAAGUGUCAGUUAAACUUAAAGGUGAGGGUAACCAGAUACAGUUCAAUUUCAAUUGUAAAAUUAUGGCCGACCUUGUUAAGCUUCAGAAGCGUAUUCCUGAUGAAGAUGCAGCAUGUCUUAAAUUGGUAUCUGGUGCUAACCUCAAAGUUAAGAAGCGUAAUAAACUCAUCCGCAUUGCAGACAAAUCUCCCGCAGGCUGGAAAACCGUCCGUGAAUAUGAGAGUGACGACCUUGCCUCCGACUCAGAAGAUGAGAAACGCAUUUGUUCUGCAGAAAGCCGUGCCAUUAGGAGUAUCAAGGAAAAGAAAAGACCUCAUCCUUAUAGAACCGUUACAGCUACUGUUUCUGCUCCUCCUGCUCCAAUGCCCAAUCAACAUAAUGUUCGACAAAACAAUUAUCAACAGCCGCCCUUUCGGACCAGCAGACGGAGGGAACCCUCAUCUCAUGACAUCUGUUACAACUGCAACCAGCUUGGUCACUGGCGAACUCAGUGCCCCCUUUUCAGUACAAAACCAGCUGUCCCAGGUGCAAAUGAAUUUGUUAUCAAAACUAUCAAACAUGGUUACGUUAUUCCAUUUUUGAAGACUCCUACAACUAUGUCAUUUAAGAAUAACAAAUCUGCAAAUGUCCAUUCUAAAUUUGUAAAUGAAGCAAUUUCAGAAUUACUGAAUAUCGGAUGUGUUAUUGAAACUCCAUUUCAACCGUUUGUUGUAAAUCCGCUCAGUGUUGCAGUUCAAAGUUCGGGCAAAAAGAAAGAAUAA
Molecule: messenger RNA, 978 nt
Organism: Mytilus californianus (California mussel)
Lineage: Eukaryota; Metazoa; Mollusca; Bivalvia; Mytilida; Mytilidae
Exons: 1
Coding region: 1-978 (325 amino acids)
Molecular function (GO): zinc ion binding; nucleic acid binding
Source: RefSeq, a predicted model, not a curated record